AUGCCUCGCGAAGCUGAGAUCUCUAUCAAUGAGCGCGAGUUCAUCAAGCAAGCGCUGCAAGAGCAGAUCCGUCUCGAUGGGCGAGCCUUCGACGCAUUUCGCAAAGUAGAGCUCACGUUUGGAGAAGAGUACGGCGUUGCAGAUGUGCAGUUGGGCAAGACGAGAGUCGUUGCGCGCAUUUCCAUAGAUGUGACAACGCCACUACCUGAGCGCAAGUUCGAUGGUGUCUUUCAGAUUGUCACAGAGUUCUCGCCAAUGGCUUCUCCAGCAUUUGAAAUUGGUCGACCAACAGACGCCGAAGUCAUUCUUUCGCGCAUACUAGAGAAAGCCAUUCGCCGCUCGAAUGCCCUUGACACCGAGUCACUUUGUAUUAUUGCGGGCCUGAAAUGCUUCGCCCUACGCGCCGACGUACAUGUCAUCGACCAUGACGGUGGACUCAUCGACGCUUCGUGUAUUGCGGUCAUGGCUGCUUUGCAACACUUUCGAAGGCCGGACGUACUAGUCGAGGGAGAGAAGGCAACAGUCCUCAGUGUCCGCGAGCGCGAUCCCAUCCCACUAUCCAUCCUACACCAGCCGCUUUGUGUGACCUUCUCGUACUUCGCAGAGGGCGAGCUCUUCUUGGUCGACGCAAAUUUGGCUGAAGAGCAGGUACGACAAGGAGAGAUUACUAUCACAAUGAACAAGCACGGCGAGAUAUGUCAAAUUGCAAAGUAUGGAGGAGCAACAGUGAACCCACUGGCCAUGUUGCAGUGCACCAACGUCGCCCUGCAAAAGGUCAAAGAGAUGAGCAAGUUCAUUCAGCAGAAAUUGGACGAGGACGCAAAGCGAAGGGAUGCAGGAGGUCUGAUGGCCGAGCUCAGUGCUGAGAAUGCCAGGUGA
Messenger RNA from Parastagonospora nodorum SN15, 879 nucleotides. RefSeq lists its product as hypothetical. The record is from RefSeq and is a predicted model, not a curated record. Bases 1 to 879 code for a protein of 292 amino acids. Gene Ontology annotation, biological process: exonucleolytic trimming to generate mature 3'-end of 5.8S rRNA from tricistronic rRNA transcript (SSU-rRNA, 5.8S rRNA, LSU-rRNA); U1 snRNA 3'-end processing; nuclear polyadenylation-dependent rRNA catabolic process. Gene Ontology annotation, cellular component: nuclear exosome (RNase complex); cytoplasmic exosome (RNase complex). Lineage: Eukaryota; Fungi; Ascomycota; Dothideomycetes; Pleosporales; Phaeosphaeriaceae. The transcript has 3 exons.